AUGGUUGUAAUUAGCCCUGCAGAUGGACUACCGACGGAUCUACGCAGUUUAAACACUAGGAACGCGACACCUGAACAGCUUCUUGCAAUUUUGUAUGAGUUGCGCAAUACUGUUGGACCAAAGGUCGUGAACAAUGCUAUCGUUAAAGUGAUGGUGACAAAUGAUUAUGUAGUUCAAAGUAAUGAAUGUGAGAAUCAAAAGCUGAUGAAAGAUAAGAAGGAAAAGCAUCAGGAUACAAGUCGAAAGAAGAAAAUCAAGUGCAAACGCGAGUUCAAUCUCACCAACUACUCUAUGCGAACAGUAGCCAUUAAAUUUCUCUAUCUAGGCGAAAACUAUGCAGGUUUUGCACGUCAGGAUCAUAUGCCUGAGACUGUGGAGCGGUAUCUUAUUGAAGCAUUAAAGCGCUCAAAGUUGAUUGACAAGAUUGAAGAUGCUGAAUACUCUCGCUGUGGUCGAACUGAUCGAGGUGUUAGCGCUUUUGGUCAAGUUGUCGCGCUUCGUGUGCGUUCAAACUUGCCAGCAAGUGCACAAUUGCUCACCGGAUCGUCCAUUGACGACGUUAAACCUGGUGAAAAAUUCAAAGUGCGCUUAGCAACAGGUGAAGAGAAGAUGGUGACUGAAAUUGACUAUGCUUCACAUCUUAAUCGAGCACUUCCAACUGCCAUUCGUGUCUACUCGGUAGCAUCAUGUCGUUCUGACUUUAGUGCUCGAUUUGACUGCAAAGCACGCAUGUACCGCUACUUUUUUCUUCGUCGCAAUCUCGACAUUGAAAAGAUGCAAGUUGCUGCAAACGAGCUGGUUGGAAAGCAUGAUUUUCGCAAUUUCUGCCGCAUUGAUACCAAUUGCCAAGUGUUUGAGAGAAAGAUACAGUCAUUUCAAAUUGUCAAGUGUAGCAGUCAUACUGCUGAAGAUCCACGUCAACAAAUGUACCGUUGUGAGGUCUUUGGACGUGCGUUCUUGUGGCACCAAGUGCGCUGUAUGGUUGAAGUGCUCUUUUUAGUUGGAUCUGGACGAGAAGAACCGUCGAUUGUGUUGCAACUAUUGGACAUUGCACACACACCGCGCAAACCACAGUAUGAUAUGGCAGCAGACUUGCCACUUGUACUGCACGACUGUUACUUUGCAUCACCGGAUGAGAAAGAAAGUCCGGGUCCAGACUUUUGGUAUACCCCGCUUGCGUUGCUGCAAGUGCACGCUGAGCUUACGGCAAUAUGGGAGCAGCGAAGUGUACAAGCGGCAAUGUUGCGUAGUCAUCUAGAUGCACUUGAAGAAUUUCAAGUGGAUCCACAGAAAGUGGUGCAAGAUCUAGAUCACUACGCACCCAAGCUCGAGCAACUGAUGCAAGAGCGUAACCUUUUGACCACCAAGGGUACAUUAGUGAGAUGGAAGGAGGUGAGUCCGUUGCUUUCCUUAGCUAAAAAGAGAAAGACAUUGCCACUGGCAAAACGCGACACGGGACACUCUGUUGAUGAGUGUAAACGAAAAGCUCAGGAACGCAAACGUCGACGGGAGCUAGAGGAGCAGAUUGUGAUAGAGAAAAGAGAGUUGGCUUUUAACGUCUCGUCUUGA
Molecule: messenger RNA, 1569 nt
Organism: Plasmopara halstedii
Lineage: Eukaryota; Oomycota; Peronosporomycetes; Peronosporales; Peronosporaceae
Product: trna pseudouridine(38-40) synthase
Exons: 2
Coding region: 1-1569 (522 amino acids)
Biological process (GO): mRNA pseudouridine synthesis; tRNA pseudouridine synthesis
Cellular component (GO): nucleus; cytoplasm
Molecular function (GO): pseudouridine synthase activity; RNA binding
Source: RefSeq, a predicted model, not a curated record